GACAAUUGACAACCAACGAUCUGCCGUUCAUUUUAUUGUUUUUUAAAGUUUGUGUAUGUAUUUUUACAACAAAGUUAAUAUAAUUACAAUAGUAUGUCAAGUACAAGUCGUAUGUCCUUGGCAAUGUGCAAGCAUCUCCCCGCGCUGUUCCAGGUCGCUCGGAUCCGGGGGAACCCCAGCCGCGGGUACGGGGAGAACUCCCACGUGGUGACGCCCACCGAGCCACCGCCGCUCACCAAAACCGUCUUCACCAACGGCGUCAAGACCAUAACCAUGUGCAGCACUAAAACACGGAACGCGUUGUCGCUGCAGAUGAUGGAAGACCUGAUCCACCACAUCACGGGAGGACAGGACGACCCCAAGCUGAGGUGCAUCGUGCUGUAUGCCGAGGGGAAGGUGUUCUCUUCCGGCCACAACCUGAAGGAGCUGACGAGCAAGGACGGGCCCGACUACCACCAGCAGGUGUUCGCGACGUGCUCGCGCCUCAUGCUGGGCAUCCUGCAGUGCCCCGUGCCGGUGGUGGCGGUGGUGCAGGGGCUGGCCGCCGCCGCGGGCUGCCAGCUGGUAGCCACCGCCGACAUCGCCGUCUGCACCGAGGGCAGCACCUUCUCCACGCCCGGCGCCAACUUCGGCGUGUUCUGCUCGACGCCCGGCAUCGCCGUGGGGCGCGCCGUGCCACGGAAGGUGGCCGCCCACAUGCUCUUCACGGGCAUGCCGCUGACCGCGGACGAGGCCCUCCGCGCGGGGCUGGUCAGCAAGGCCGUGGCUCAGGAGAACUUGGAUGAGGAAGUGUCAAAAAUAGUCCAAGCAAUCUGCGAAAAAAGCAGAGCGGUGGUGGCGAUGGGGAAGAAAUUUUUCUAUCAGCAGAUGGAGGAAGAUAUCAGGACAGCAUACAGGCUGGGGGAGGAGGUGAUGGUGAGCAACAUAGCCCUGGCCGACGGGCAGGAAGGCAUCCGCAGUUUCAUCGAGAAGAGGAAGGCCAUCUGGGGCCACAACUUCGAGAAAGCUCACUAAAUGCAAGCGCCAGUGGCAUCUCAGACAAUUGCGACGGUUCAUAAACGUUACUGCAGCUAGAAAAAUCACGUAUGGUGCCAGCGAUGUGCAAUACGCCUGUUAUUGUCAUUUCAUUUCUCCUAAUUGAAAUUUAGUAGCUAUCUGUAGUGUGUCGAGCAUUUGGGGAAAAUCUGGAAUAGCCAAGGGAGUUUUUAAUUUCUGGAAAAAUCGGGGAAUUGUCUGGGAAAAUAUAUGUUAGGUCAGAGAAUUUAAAUGAGAUGGUUAGACAAAAGCUCACCCUGUAUCGCUAACCUGCUACCUGUGCUAUUCAUAUUGUAUUUGGAUUCAGUCUUUGUUAUGUUGAAAAGCUGUUGUGCCAAGUAUCUUCGGGCAGAGUGGUAUUUUAUGGCAUGUGUGAAGCUGGAUUCAGUUUGUGAUGACGGCUCGGAGUGUGAUGUGAGCGAAAUCACUUUUUGCUUAAUUCCCAGUCCAAGAAAGGAUCCGUAUGUACUUUUUGACAGUGACAUUGUAAGGAAGUAGCACAAAAGUUUAGAUUGGGUGUUUUCUAUAAAAAAAAUAUUAUAAUUUUUACAUGUUUUGUUCUGUGAACAAUUAUUAAUUUAAGACUUGGAGGAGUUGGGGAAAAAAGGAAAAUUUGGAUUGUGGGUUUUUCAGGACACUCUUGUAUAAUUUUUUUUUUAUUUUGAGUGCUAGGUUGCGCUAAACAAUCAAACAGAAAUCAAAAAACUUUUCAAGAGUAAAGUCUUGUUUUAAAUAAGAGCAAUGCGGAAAUGCCAAAUAUAAGUAAAAGAGCCUAGUUCUAAGUUGGCAUGACAGUUAUAAAUAUAUUUACUACUCAGAUAGCUAGUGUGUUUAAUUAAUUAGGUUUUUUUUUCCUGUUCAUGUAUUUUUAAAAUAAUUUUUUUUUUAGUUUUCAACAUUAUUGUUUUUUUUUUUUUUUUUCACGAUUAGUUUUGUUCUAUUAGUUAACUAAAAAAUUUUAGUCUAUAAUGCAAUGUACCUUUUGUUUGGUUUGCAAAACUAUUUAAAUUAGGUAUGUUUGAAGUAGUGGUUGAUAUAUUUUAAGAGUGCUAUUGCUGUUAAAAAUUAUGAGAUUUAAAGCUAUGUUCAACAAGGAAUCUAAUAUAGUUGUUUAAAUGCAGCUACAAUGAUUGAAGAUUAACUCUGCAGCAACUACGUAUAAUGAGCACAUAUACAUUAUAAAUUUGUAACUAAUGACUUUUUAAAAAGUCAAAAUUUCAUUUAGAUCAUAGAAUUUGCAAUUUACUUUUAAAGUAAGAAAGAAGUAGAUAGUGAAAGACUGUGUAUCUCAUUUUAUCCAACGAGAAAAGUUAGGCUCAGUUUUUUUUAUCAACUUUCAGUAAGUCUAGGGUUCAUAAAACUGCAUAUUUAUUUUUGUAACUUUAUAAAAUGUUAUAUUCCCUUGGGAAACUUAUAGCCUGUUGCCAAUGUAAAGCAUUUAAAAUGCAUGAAUCAAGUUGGGUCGAAUAAAACAGAAAACAGAGUCGACUGGUUCGUAAGUACAACACAGAGUGUAUUAAGAUGCUGGUCAUCGAAAGACGGGCUCAAUCGGUUGGAGGACCGAAAGUGUAGGUGAAGCAUGUGUGAUGUGUAGAUGCUUGGUAUUUGAUCGUGAUCAGUGGUGGAUCUACCAGCAGGCUGAGUAGGCUUUAGCCUAGGGCGGCAGAUUUUUGGGGCGGCAAAUUUGGGGACUGUUUUUUUUUUUUUUUUUUUUUUUUUGCUACCUCAUAGAAAUUAAAAAGAUUUCUGCAUGGCGGUUUUCUGUUUUCUGAUGUUUUACAGAUAGAUAGAAGUCUGCAACAAAUUUUGUCGAUGACUUUCCCCUCUCCCUUGUAAUUGUACGUUCCGUGAAUCCAUGUAGCAAACUUCCAUAUUCUAUAGUAAAACAGCUAGUUCGCCGCCAACCCCUACCAGUAAUCGGCCUCUGCGUUUAAAUUAGAUAUAUUUCAACGAAAAUGUUGGAUUGUAAAAAUAAUCUAGGACAUGAAAAUUGUAGAGGCAAGGGCGGCAAAAACUUUACAGCCUAUAACUUGACAAUUUUUAAAUACGCCACUGAUCGUGAUUAUGCAUGACUUAAUCCUGUUGGUGUUUAUGGGAAAAUGUGAGGCAUUCAUAACUUCAUCGAAGAAUGGUGCUACUGUCACUGUCACAAGACGGUUGCAGCCGCAAUUGUUUGGGGAAUUAGCUGGAGUGAAUUUUGUUACACUGUGUAUUUCUCUUUGGUUGACAUGUAUAUAUUUCUCCUUUAUUAUGUUUAAUAUACUUUGUGUUUCUAAUUUUGUGACAAUAUGCUUAUUUUGUUCCAUAAUGUGUUCUGUCUUGGAUGUCAAACAUUAUUUUUUUUACUUUAAAAGUUUGCUAUGAACACACAUAUUAGUCUGUAGUUAAAUGUAUACUUCUUCAUUUUUGUUGUGACUUGAGAUUGUUUAAUAUUUUACUGAUUUUAAUAUAAAAAGAGGUUGCACACAUUGACAGUUAGUCAUAAUCAGAAAGUUUUUUUUUAGUUAUACAUUUGUGUACUUUUUAUUAACUAUAUUUACGGAUGCAACCUUCAAAAUAUUUAAUAUUGAUAGUUCUGAUGUAAAAAAAAAAUAUUGAAAGCAUUUUACAGCAAAUAUAGACAUACACAUUAGUGUUUAGUUUUCUAAUUAUAAUAGCAAUUGAAAUAAAAUACAUUUAUCUUUAAAA
Messenger RNA from Bacillus rossius redtenbacheri, 3723 nucleotides. RefSeq names its product enoyl-CoA hydratase domain-containing protein 3, mitochondrial. Bases 94 to 1014 code for a protein of 306 amino acids. Gene Ontology annotation, molecular function: hydro-lyase activity. The record is from RefSeq and is a predicted model, not a curated record. The transcript is spliced from 7 exons. NCBI's taxonomy places the organism in Eukaryota, Metazoa, Arthropoda, Insecta, Phasmatodea, Bacillidae. Gene Ontology annotation, cellular component: mitochondrion.